Molecule: messenger RNA, 1371 nt
Organism: Culicoides brevitarsis
Lineage: Eukaryota; Metazoa; Arthropoda; Insecta; Diptera; Ceratopogonidae
Product: very long chain fatty acid elongase AAEL008004
Exons: 6
Coding region: 268-1227 (319 amino acids)
Biological process (GO): fatty acid elongation, monounsaturated fatty acid; very long-chain fatty acid biosynthetic process; fatty acid elongation, polyunsaturated fatty acid
Cellular component (GO): endoplasmic reticulum membrane
Molecular function (GO): fatty acid elongase activity
Source: RefSeq, a predicted model, not a curated record
UGAGAAGUGGAGACUAGUCAAAUAACUUUACAAGAGUCAAUAAUUAAUAAAAAAAAAUAUUUUUUUAAAAUUAUUAAUUAGGACACGAAAAAAAAUUUUUUAUAAAAAAAUAAAUAAAAUAAAAUUAUGUCACAUCUUUUAUGAUAACUACUGACAAAAAUCUGCAAUAGUGUUUCAAAGGUGUGAAAUUUUAACGUGAUAAAAGACACAAAGUGCCAAAACUGAAUAAAUAAUUAAUUAAAUAAAAAAAUAAAAUAAAAUACAAAAAUGGAAAAUGUUACAUUUACCGAUUUCUCCGUGGCAACCGACUUCGUGAGGGAUGCCAUGGACGAAUUUUACACAACAAAAAAUUACACGGGACUAGUUGAGAGAUACUGGAUGAUAAUUGAAGAACAAAUCGGAGAUCCAAGAACAAAAAAUUAUCCAAUGAUGGAUACGCCAAUUCCAACAAUUACAUUAGUGAUAAGUUACUUAGCGUGGGUGUUAGUUAUAGGUCCAAUGUAUAUGCGAGACAGAAAGCCAGUGAAUCUAAAGAAUACUCUUAUUGUUUAUAAUGCUGGUCAAGUGCUCCUCAGUGCCUACAUGUUCUAUGAGCACUUGAUGUCUGGAUGGGCCCGAGGCUACAGCUACACAUGUCAACCUGUCGAUUAUUCCGAUAGUCCAUUAUCGCGAAGAAUGCUCAACUUGUGCUACGUUUAUUAUUUUUCCAAAUUAUCCGAAUUCGCUGACACAAUCUUCUUCGUGCUGAGAAAGAAAAAGUCACAAAUCACCUGGCUGCAUUUGUACCAUCACUCGCUCACUCCGCUCGAGGCGUGGAUUUUAGUUAAAUUCAUUCCAGGAGGCAACGCCACAUUCCCCAACAUCUUAAACAACUUUGUGCAUGUUCUAAUGUACUUCUACUACAUGUUAUCUGCCAUGGGUCCACAAUACCAAAAAUUCUUGUGGUGGAAAAAAUAUAUGACUGAACUCCAAAUUGCUCAAUUCAUUCUCUGCAUCAUCCACUGUAUUCGUGCCUUGUCUGUCGAAUGCGAAUUCCCGCGCUUCCUCACGGGACUCUUGUUGCUCAACGCCUCGAUCUUCUUCGUGCUCUUCAUGAACUUUUACGUACAAAACUACAAGAAACAACAAGCAGUUGCGGUGCAACAAAAACUUCUCGCCUUGGAGUCGUCAAAAGCGGCAGCGCAGCUCAAAGCGACCGCCUCAUUCAUCGCGAAGAAAGUUAAUUAGGAAAAUCGGGGACUUUUUUUUUAAAUUAAAUAUAAUUAUUAUUUGUAAUGUGUAUUUAUAUAAAAAAUAUGUUUUAAUUUAUAUUUUAUUUAAAAUGGAAAAUAAAAGCGAUAUUCGUAAUUUAUUUACUUUAAAUAAAUAUUU